AAGCACAAAGCCUCCAAGUUCAACUCUUGACAAGGCUGUGCAUAAAAAAGGUAACAUUUUAUCCUAUUGUCGCCUCUUUGUAGUUGCCUUUAAGUUUGGAUGAUGAUAUACCUAAUUUAGGAAAAUUAUUAAUUUUGGAGUAUUGUUGUACUUAAUUAAUCUGCUUUAAUAUUAGUUUCUUUACUUUUUCUCUUGCUUGUCUUGAUUGUUGAGCAUUAAUAAGUUGGGCUAUGUUUGUUUCAGAGUUUUUGUGAUCACUUUACCGUAAUCUUCCUUGUUUAGUUGAGUGUUGGUUUGCUGAAGUUACUAGAAUAAACAUGUUUAGCCUAGUUUGGUGUCUUAAUGAAUUGUGUUGGCCUGUGGCUAUUUGUAGUGAAUAUAUGAUCAUGAAUACUAAGUAGCACCUUACACAAACCAAGUCUAAAUGAUAUUUUACUUAGAACCACUAGUGUAAUAAUUCAUGUUUUUAUCUGGAUAAUUUACUUGAGUAAGAUUGAAUUAAGAGAAAAUAUGGGAGAAAGAAUGCUGAAGUAAGCUCAGGUUUAGAGAGACACUGCUUUUAGUUAAGAUUCAGAAUUGGUUGUAAUGUUGAAAAUAGAUUUUGAGCCAUUUGUCAUUUGAGAAAAAUAAUGAUAGUUGAAGUAUAAAAAGCAUAUGUUGUUUGUCCAGUCCUAGUAUGAAUAUCUUGCUUGGUCAUUAGAUGCUUGAAUUAAAUUGUUUAUUAGUCAUUGAUCAGAAAUAGGAUAAACCUGUUUGAAUUACAGUAACUGAUCCAACGCUAAGUGUUAACAUACUUAACCAUGAAUUACCCCUCUAUGUGGUCUCCUGAACUGAUGGGAUUGAGUGUGUUUAUGAAUUUUGUCUGAAUUUGAAUGACUAUGUGUCAUCCUCACAAAGGGAAGGUGUGAUCUAAUAUGUCAUUUAUUUGAUGUACACUUAAAAUUAAGGACUCCUGCCUUGUCUUGAUUGUGUCAUGAGAAUAGUUCUUUAAUUGUGAGAGAUAAAAGGGCAAGGUGAGAAAGAAUAAAAAGGGCAAACCUGUUUCUAGUUUGUCAAAGUCCGUUGUGAAUGAGCUAUCUGUGUAGUGUCAUUGUCAUAACUAGAAUUAGACAAGAGGAGAGUUGUUUUAGACCCUAGGGAGUUUAAGCACAUAUGUUUGUUUUCUUCUACCAUGGUUUGUUUGUACAUUAUUUAGUCCAUAAAAUAAAGGGUCACAUGUUUGAAGUGUUGCAUUACAAUUAACUACCUAACCUUUGGGAAGACCCUGGUGGUGUCACUUGGUUUAGGAUGGGGGGGAUGGAGAAGGAGAGUCUAUUCCUGAGGAGUAAAGGGUAAGCUUAGGUAUGAACUGGAAGUGAUGACCAGUGGAGCCUUUGCUCCCCUUUACUGAAAGGAAAGACCAGGAAAGGGUGGGGGGUGGUGACCUCACCUUGCACUUGUCUUUUCUUCAGGACCUGAGGACUUUCUUCUCUUUCUAAAUCUCAUUUCCUAUAACCACGGGAUUUACCAGAGGUUCUUAUAUGACUGUCCAAACACUAAUUUUGAAUAAUAAGAACUGUUAAUAAGAUCAUUUAGUCCCAAGUACUAGUAUGGUCGAUCAUGAGAACACUGCUUAAUUAACUAUCUUCUUGACAUGCGUGAAGUUAUAUGGAAACUCAUGUAGAUUCCUAAAUGCUAGGUGCCAUGACCUUGUUCCAGAUUCUGAGGAUAUUUUCCAAAUCCAUCUAUUUGGUUUGUUGUUUUCUUUCUUUUGAAUUACUGUUUCGUGAUAUAUUAGGUAUCCUUUAUUUAAAACAUGUGAAGUCUGUGUGUGACAACCUACCCAUGGGAUGUGUUCGCUUGUCUUUUAUGUCUGAUGGCACCAAUUGUUGCAUAUAUGAAAGUUUUUUAUCCUUGUUCCUGUGGGAUAUUGGUACACUGAAUGGUAUGGUAAAAUCAAGAUAUGCAAUGGUUCUUGGUUUUGAUAAUGAACAUGGUAAAAAGGGGAUGUUGAGUGUUAAUUAAUUAAUUAAGAUAAAAGAUAAGUAUGAUGUGGUUAAUCCAUGAUAGUAUCCCUUCUGAUGAAUAUGAUGCCUGACUGCCAAAAAUGGGUCUAAAUGAUUUUAUUUAAUCAGUAAAAUGAAUUGGAGAGGUCUUUUGAUGCUUUAUUUGGUCUGAACUAGGAUUCUAUGAUGUCAGAGUUCCUUAAUGGUUUAAAACAUGUAAUUAAGGUCUUAGGUUGGCUAACAUAAGGCAUUGAUAUGAAAUUUGGGUUAAUGGUGUCUCACUAAUAUCAAUCACUUAGUCUUAAAGGAUCAAGAAGUGCAAAAAGGGAAGCCUGGGUAUGAAAUCUAUCUAGAUCAUUCUUUGCCAAGCUGUUUGUAUCAUUUUAAGUGUUAGGGUUCAAAUGAUAAGUUUGUGGUGAUCAUGAUUAAGAAUAAGAUUGAGGGUGGUGCUUGGUUCUCUCUCUGACGUUAAAAUAUGUAGUGUCUCGCCUUAUCUUGUACUGUUGUGUCAAAUCAGGCUUAAAGUAAGAUGUGCAGACCUGUUUUCGACUCUGUCAUUAUUAAAAAGGGAUUAAAGUCAUUCCAUAAUUAGACUUCUAGGCUAAAUAACUAAAAAUACUCAUCUGAGUCCAUAUUAGUCAAGUGUUUGGUUGGGAAUUGAUUCAAUAAUGGUAUUUGUGGGGAUAUAAGUGUCCAUGGGCAAACUGUGAGCCACUUGACAAUAGAAGAGCCUUUUUAAAGGCAUCUUAGAGAGAGGAUUGGGAGGAACCAAGUCCAACUUGGUUCAUAGUGCCUUCCUCCAAAUAAAGGAUGCCAUGGCAUACUCUAUAAGUCUAUGGAGGUGUGUUUGCCUUAUGAAUACAUUUGACUCUACAGUCCUGUCAUAGAGUACAGUUAGGUCAAAAGUCUUGAAGAAAUAUUAGAUAAAGUAUUUAAAAGAUCACCAUUAACCCAAGUCUGUUUGACCACCUAUUCACAUGAGUUGUCUCUGAAUCCUGUCUAAAGGUACUGAGUGCAUUUAAAUGAAGUUGACACUAGUCCUAGUCAUUAUGUGUGAUUCUCUCAUGCCCAAAGUCUGAAAGAAAGAAAAAGAGAAAGUGUGAGUUAAAGUCACUAACCUGGAUUCAUGCCCAAGUCAUUAAAUUCCUGCAUGAUCUUGUUUAAAGCAAGCUGGUUCAAGGCUCAGGAGGAAAACCUGCCUGUCAUGUCCUUUUUUUUUUUUUUUUUGAAAUCCUUGAAUCCUAGCCUGGACCUUAACACUUGGUCCAUGAUUUUAGUGGCCAUUACUUGACUGUUUGCCUUAUAGAAUCUCUGUGACUUGGCUAGAUAGAGCCUACAAUAUGACAUGACCUGCUGAGUACUCAGGCUAGUAUAUAAUGACUUUGUGGAGAUUAAAAUGACUUAAUGAAACCUCUAACAACAAAUUGACUCAAGUUAAAACUCAAUUCAAAAUAAUGUGGGAAUUACUCUCAGAUACACUUAGAUUGACAUACUCUUGUCUUACUGCCAUCAUUAGUUGUUUGUUUUCUUUUCUUGAAUACCAUUAUGUCCUAAAAUAGAUAAUUAGAUUCAAAGAGGCUUGGUUCUGUUCAGUUUUGCCAUGCUUGUCCAGAUUCCUAAUUAGUUUUAUUACACUAUAAUGUGAUCUUGCACAUGUCCUUUGUAAAUAAAAUGAAUGCUUUAGUUCAGAUGUAUAGAUAAACCUGCUCAGUUGUGUAUAAGGUCUCCAUAUGUAUUUUUGUUAGUUGCCAUUUAUGUGAAUUGCCUUGGGCUCUCCCAUGAAUAUGGAGGCUUGUAGCUAGCUUCCAUCUGCACCAUGUCUACUUAAUUCACGACUGUUUUGAACUGUGCCACUUCCAUGUACUUGUUUAUGUUAUGAUUGCUUGAUUCAGCCUGAAAGUUGGUCACAUUGUGUCCAUAUGUGUUAUUUCAUCCUUGUCUAAGUCAUGUUUAGUUGUCUUGGUCAUGGUUUACUGAAGUAUUACAUCUGCUUGGAUCAUUAAUCUCUUUUCUCUAUACUCUUCACAUGUUCUUAUUAGUUUAUGGCUAUCCUAUAACUGUGUGCAUUAGACUUGUCCUAUUUAUUCCAAGCCUGUAUGUGGAUAUGUAAGUCUGUGUCCUCCAUGGCUGUGUUGGUUCGGAGAGGCAGUUUGGGGUGGGGGGCUUAGUCUGAACCUUCCUUUGGUGACCAGCCAUGCCGGAGGUUCAUGAAACCUCUUGGAACUUGUGUGGCAUCAGGAACAAGGAUGGCAAUGACUUUUCCUCCCUACCACCCAAGUCUUCUCCAAAUAAGUUUAAGAGCAUGGAAGUGCAUAUGCAUACUACAUGGACUUGUGAAUUAAUAGGAUACUAUGUAUGUGUGUGUGUACAAUUUAUGCAUAUGAUUGGACAUGUGAGUAAAUAGGAUACUGUGUGUAUGUGUGUAUAGCUAUACAUAUGAUAAGAUCAGUAAAAUAUUAAACUAAUUGGGGUUUUUGUUUCUUUCCUUCUUCACUUCAUGGCCCUAUGGGCCGAGGUCCAACCACCCUAUUGAGCCAAAGGCCCAAUAGGAAAAUUCUUUCGAAAUCAUUGAGUCCGAGAAAAAGAAAGGAAAGCUAGUAUACAUUUGAAGGCCCAGUCAUGGGUGAAAAUGGCACGAAGGCCCAACCAUGGUUAAAAAUGGUUAACUAGGGGUUUGGUAUACCCCUAGUCUAUCCUUCCUACAUUAUCUAUCCUUCUUACAUUAUUUAUGCUAUUCGAAUUUUCUUAAAAUGUUGUAUUGUAUUCAUACUUGUAAAAACCACAGUAUUAUUGGAAUCAGUUAUGGUUUGAACUAGGCAUCUUAGGCAAACGGUGCAUACGCCGUUUAGUUGACUCUAGAUCCUUAAAACCAUUUUUUUUUUUUUGAAAACCUGAAAUAUGCUUACUGAUUUUUUAACUUAAAUGGGGACUAAUCACGUUUUCAAUAAAUUAAACAAUAAAGAGACUAAGAGAUUUUAUGAGGUCAAAAUGGCAUGAUACUUUUAUUAAAAACGAAAGAGGAGAAACAAAUUGAACAAACUUAUUUCAAGGAAAACACGUUUUUCUGGGUUUGAAUUGGCAAAAAAUAAUAAAGUGUUUUGGGCCAGAGGCCGCGUGAUUUAUUUUUUUUCUUUUUAGAAUCAGAUGGUUAAAAUAUUUUGGGCCAGAGCCCACAUGGCUUGUCUUUGAGAAAUGGACCGUUAAAACAUUUGGGGCCAGAGCCUACAUGACUUUUCUUUUAAAAAACAGAUGGUUAAAUUAUUUUGGACCAGAGCCCACUUGACUUCUUCGUUUAGAAGCAGACGGUUAAAGAAUUUUGGGCCAGGGGCCACAGGACCUUUUUCUUUAGAAAACAGACGGCUAAAUUAUUUAGGGACAGAGCCCACAUGACUUUAAAAAAAAGAUGGUUAAUAGAAGGGAUAAACCUCAAACUGAAUUCUUUUAAAAUAAGGAAAAUGGAGAAAAACUGUAGACUCCUUUUAUAAAAAAAUUGAAACAAUCGUUUCGCUAUAAAUCCCAAUACAAAAAGAACAAUUUCAAUAUAGUAAAAUUUACUUGGCAUAGGUUCCAUUAUUACCUAUUUAUGGAACAUAACUAAACUUUUCAAUAAUUAUAUUUAGUAGCUAAAAUAUAACAUAUUUACUUCACAUAGCUACCAUGUUUUUACCACUCAUCUGAUAACUUCCCACUCCCCUAAAUUUAAGCCAACAAAAACGUGUCUCUCUCCUACCUCCUAAAUACAUGUCAUUAUUCACCAUAUCCAUUAAUUUCCUCCAAUUUCAAAUCAGUUUUACAAUUCUUCAACUUCCUUUUUUAUCUUUAAUUAACUACUCAUUAAUUUCACUCACGUUUCAAAUCUAAUUCCCAAAAUAAGGUAAGAUUCUAUACUGAUUUUUAAUUUUCACCGUGUAUUUAACCUAUAUUUUGGGUGUUUUUUUUCGUUUGAAUCAGGAAUGAAACUCUAAUUAAUUAACUAUCAGUGUUUGUUCUUGGUUGUUUUUUCUUAGAUUCAAUUGGAAUGACUAAGAAAGCUUCUACUCCGAUGAGAAAUACAGGUAUAGAACCCGAAUGUGCGAUUCCUAAUUUUUCUUUGGGAAUUUCUCAAAAUGAAACUGCCAUUGCAGGCUCUUAUGCUGAGAAUCGUUCAAAAAUAAUUAACGAUCCUAGGCGUUCUAAGGAAUAUGUUGAUUCGAAGAGUAAACAACAAGAAAAAGUGAAAAAGGUUUCUCAAAUGGAGAAACAAAAGAAGAGAAAGGCUAGUGACAAUGUUGUUAAUGUUAAGGGCAAAAAAAUUGCUAAAGCCAAACAUAAUGUGGAUGAGGAUGAUGAUGAAGAGGUAUCUAAAUUUUUGGUUACCAAGCACCCUGCUGUGGCACCAUCUAUGUGUAGAUACACCAAUGUUAAUGUAAUGCAAGAUAUUAGAGGCAAACUAACAGACCCACAGAUGGAUAUGUUUAGGAAUUCUUGUUUUGGUAAAUAUCUUAGAAUGCAACAAUUGGAUGUACAAGCACAGAUUUUUCGGUGCUUUAUGGUCAAAGAACUUAGGGGCAGUACAUAUAGGUGUUUUACAUUUGAAAUAAAUGGUAAAGUUCUGCGUUUUGGCCUUAGAGAAUUUUCACUGAUCACUGGGCUAGAUUGUGUAUCUGAUGAAAAUGAUUUUGUUUAUGAUAACUCAAAACCGAAUAGGCUUAUGGUUGAGUAUUUUGGUAGAAAUCAGGAGAACCAACUGCCAGUUAAAAGACACAAGCUUAUUGAGUGUUUCAACAAGACUGUCUGGGAUGAUAAAGGGGAUAACGCAGUCAAGAUGGCAAUAUUGUAUUUCAUAAAUAUGUGGGUACAUUGUGGUGAGCCAAACUCAACAAACAUACCAAGGAUCCAUUUUGAUGUUGUAGAGGACGGGAGAUAUAAUGAGUAUCCUUGGGGUAAAGAUUCGUUUAGAGAGUUGGUUGUAAGCAUCGGACAGAAAUAUGCUGGUUUUAAGAAAUAUUAUAGGAUUCAUGGUUUGCCGCUUGCUAUGCAAGUAUGGUUGUAUGAAUGUUGCUCAAAAGUCCCGUCCACCACUGCAGUUAAGACGGGAAAUUUAAUUCCUAUAAUUUUGAACUGGCGGACUACGGAAGGAAAACCAGAAUUCAAGAGAUUGAUGGAUGGCAUGUUCAGAGACGACAAAAACCCGUCCUGUAGAUUUGAGGAAGUUGUGCCAACACCCCAUGACUUGGAAAGUCUUAAAUUGCCUCCUGUUGCACAUGACAUACCAGACGUCAAACAUGGAGUUGGUGGUGUACAUGGUACUGAUUUGGUAGACGAUGAUUACGAUGAUUUUAGUACCACACCACUGCAUCUGUCCAGUGGCAAACAGCAACAAAGGAGUGCCAAUUCUGAUUCCCCGUGAGGCAAGAAACGGACAC
Molecule: messenger RNA, 7390 nt
Organism: Lycium barbarum (goji berry)
Lineage: Eukaryota; Viridiplantae; Streptophyta; Magnoliopsida; Solanales; Solanaceae
Exons: 3
Coding region: 6004-7374 (456 amino acids)
Source: RefSeq, a predicted model, not a curated record